Messenger RNA from Pogoniulus pusillus (Red-fronted tinkerbird), 4022 nucleotides. Its product is annotated as NELL2-interacting cell ontogeny regulator 1-like. The coding region runs from base 133 to 411 and encodes 92 amino acids. Lineage: Eukaryota; Metazoa; Chordata; Aves; Piciformes; Lybiidae. The record is from RefSeq and is a predicted model, not a curated record. The transcript is spliced from 4 exons.
GGGGGGGGAUGCAGAGGGGACGCAUGCUCAGAGUGACUGCUUGGAGCCUCUCCUGCUUGCUACAGCUUCUCCAAGGGUCUGGCACACAGGCAAGGAGAAAGAAAAGGCAGGGAAGAGCUGCUGCAGAGAGCCAUGGCGUGGCCACCUGUCCGCAGCGCCAUGCGUGUGGCCAUCCCCUUCAUCUGGCUGCUCGGCCUGCUCAGCCUGAGGCUUGUGGGGGCUGCCCAGGACUCUGGCACUGUCAUCCCUGCAGAAAGUCGGCCCUGCGUUGACUGCCAUGCGUUUGAGUUCAUGCAGAGGGCGUUGCAGGACUUGAAGAAGACAGCCUACAGCCUAGACGCACGGACAGACACCCUCCUCCUGAGAGCAGAAAAGAGAGCCCUGUGUGACUGCUUUCCUGCAAUACACUGAACCAAGCGCUGGGAUCUGGCCAGUGGACAUUUCUCCACCUUUAAAAUGCUGUUCAAUAAAUGACAGGGAGGUAGAAAAGUGCAAGUUGUGCUCCACUUUUUAUCCAGGCAGGUACAACUCAGAUUUAACUUUUGCUUCGGUGUGCUUGAUCGUUGCCGUAUGGUGUCCUGCAUCUGCUGAAAUGUCAACAGAAGAAACAGUGCCAAAGUCUCACCCAUGGGUUUUAUGCAAGGAUAGGAUCUCGUUUUUUGUGUACUUUAAGUCAAAAAUUGUUCUUGGACUCUCAGGCCAGCUCCUCAGCACGUGUGAGGUCAGUGGAGCUUUGUGACAGGCUGUAUCCCUAGCAUGAAAAGGAAGCUACUACAAAGAUGAUCAGAGGGCUGGAGAACAUCUGCUAUGGGGAUAGGCUGAGAGAGUUGGGGUUGUUCAGCCUGGAGAAGAGAAGGCUCCAGGGAGACCUUAGAGCAGCCUUCCAGUACCUGAAGUGGGCUACAGGAGAGUCAGAGAGGGACUUUUGACAGUGAUGUGGUGUGAUAGAACAAGAGGUAAUGGCUUUGAACUGCAAGAAGCUGGAUUGAGAUGAGACAUGAGAAGGAAAUUCUUUGCCAUGAGGGUAUUGAGGCACUGAAACAGGUUAGCCAGAGUCCUUGUGAAGGCUCCAAGCCUGGCUGUGUUCAAAGGCAGGUUGGAUGGGGCCUUGAGAGAGCUGCUGUAGUAGAAGAUGUGCCUGCCUGUGGCAGUGAGUUGGAGCUGGGUGAUCUCGAAGGUCCCUUCCAACCCAACCCAUUCUGUGAUGAUUCUUUGCAGUGAUGCAUAGUGAAACAUUUACAAACAAGCAGUUGUGGCUUUAUACAGAAAUUGAUAGUUAUCACUGCCUGCUUGGCAGGCCAAGGAGGGGCUUUGUUCCCAGUUGGUAUCCCUAGUCCAGUGCACAGAAAACACAGCAAUCUGUAUCCCCAUUCUCAUUUCUUCAGAGCCACACAGCAGCUAUGAUCCUUUUUGGGAGAGAUUUAUUAAGUAUCUAAUGUGAUCAGUAACAUUUGUAAUCACAUGAAUACUGCCUGGCAAUCAAACUGAUUGCAUCUGCCAAACUCUUCUGGAGAAGUGUCUUUCAUUAAGCAAAUCACAGACUGGAUUGAACCACUCAAACUGGCCUCCACUGAGAGUUUUGGCAGAGAGCCUGCAGAACGCCUGCCUGUCCUGCAAGCUGCGUUCUGAGCUGUUUCAGUGCUUCCAAAACAGGCCAGAGCUCUUGCAUGGACUUUGCACUUCACAGCAGUGCCUCAUCCUGCUGCAGUCAGCGUGAGACAACAGAGGACAAAACAAUUUAGGCAGUGUAGUAGUAGUAGACAGGUUUGCUCCUUGUUGCUUUGUGGAAAAGAACCCUUCCUCAUUGUUUUUUACCUUGGUUUUGGGGAGGAGAACAGAAAAGGGUCUCCAGAUCUACUAGUGGAAAGUUCUUGCAGAUACUAAUAAUGGAUUUCUUUGUUUCAUAGGGCUUAAAAUAUCAAAGUGUGAUGACUAGGGAUUUAUCUAUCAGCUGGCAUUUAUCUGUCAGCUGGGAUGUGUCUGUCAGCUGGAGCAUCCAUGCACAGAAACUUGCAUUCUAACAGGAGCAUGGGAGCAGCUUCAACAGCAGUGGUUUUCAAACUCAUGUUACCAAUUCUUAUUAAUUCAUGUGUCUGACUUCCUGUAAGUGGCUUAUAUUUUGGUGUCAGGCUGAUCAGUAAGUUAUGAUGAGACCUGUAAGUUUCCAAACUACUUCUCUCCCACUUUAUCUACCACAUCAGCCCCAAGGAAACAGAGAACUGUGACCCGCUGCCAACUUAUUUUGUUUGCAGUCAUAAUAACACAAAGGAAUGUAUUGCUGUGUGCUAUGCCAAAGCCAUUUGACAGACAUGUGGUACUCAGCAAGCAAAGGCUUCCUUGCACCUGCAUUUGGAGCAGGAAAUUUGCUUAUCCUUUGUAUCAUUCUAGAGAAACCCUUCACAGGUCAUCAGGACCCAGUUUGUGUAGAAGAGCAGCAGCAUGACACAGCAACGCAUCGACUCUGGUGGCACUACACUCCUCUGAAGCACUGCUAACUAGCUGGUGGGAAGCAACAGAGGUUCUUAUUAUGGUAUGGAACCAUAAUAUCCUUUUGGUUGGAAAAGCCCUUUGAGAUCAUCCAGUCCAACCAUGCUCUAACUCUACCAAGGCUGGUGCUAAACCGUGGCACUCAGCACCACAUCUCUGCCUCUUUGAAACACCUCCAGGCAUGGAGAUUCAACCACCUCCCUGGACAGCCUGUGCCAGUGUUUGAGAACCCUUUUAGAGGAGAACUUUCUUGUAAUGUCCAACCUAAACCCACCCUGGUGCAAUUUGAGGCUGCUUCCUCUCCUCCUUCCACUUGUCACUGGGAAGAAGAGACCAACCCCAUCUGGCUCCAACCUCCUUUCAGGCAGUUGUAGGGAGCAAUGAGGUCUCCCCUAAGCUUGCUCUUCUCCACAUCUAAACACUCCCAGUUCCCUCAACUGCAGCCUUCACCAGUUCCAUUGCCCUUCUCUGGACCUGCUCCAGCACUUCAAAGUCUUUCUUGCAGUGAGGGCCCCAAAACUGAAUGCAGUGCUCCUAGGUCAUGUUUGAUCCUGCAGAGAGAACAUGACACAACUCCCUUGCAAAAUACCAGCAGUAGGUUACUUCACUCUCACUUAGAUUUGAACCAAAGUGAUGCAGAGAUUCUGAAUUGGGUUUUUGCAGGAGAUGGCAUUGCAACACCGAAGCUGUGAGGUUUCCAACACAGCUCACCUCUUCAGGGGUGUGAUGGUUUGGGUGUUACCUGCCCCCCCCCCCCCAGCUUUUGGAAAUCACCCAGACUAGACUCAGCCAGCUCUGGGAAUUGGAAUGAAGCUUCUAUUUACAGCUUAGCUCAAUAUACAAGCAGAUAUUUACAGUAUAUACAAUUAUGUACAGAAAUAGACAAGGUAAGAGGUAAUACAGAAACACAACAACCCUCCCAGAAACCUGAGUCCCCAGGAGGGGCUCCCAACUGCCCUUCCACCUUCUCCCACCCCUCUCAACCUUCCCCCAGUCCCAAGGAAGAAUGGAGGUUCAGCCAGGGGGUUAGGAAGCAAAGUGCAUUAAUCAGAGAAAUGGCAGAGAGGUUAGAGAGAAAUGCAGCUCAGGCAAUGCCCCAAGAAGUUACUCCCUUAUCUAUAUUUGGAUUCUUGUUCUUAUACAUCUCAGCAAGCCUAUGAGUGAGGUAGACAUCAUCCUGUUUCCCUUUCACAGCCUGUGAUCUAAUCCUUCUCACCAAAACAUUCUAGCUAGCUUCAAACUAGCACCAGGGGGCUGUGGGUUUGCACUGCUCUUGUGCAUGCUUGUUCUGCUGCUCUCACAAAGUCCUGUUAGCCAGCGCUGCCUUUGGGCUGUGUUUUCAUCUGGAAGCUCCUCGCAGCUGAGUUUUGAUAUAUGCAGCUCAGUGGGAUCAAAAGGUGGAAUGAAUGACAAGUGGAUGUUCUCUGAAUCCCAAAGGGCUCAGAAUGACACUGCAGCUUUGUGGUUGUGAUGAGAGUGCUUACUCUGUGUGUACUCUUUGUCUCUAAUUCAGUACAAUAAAAGGGCAAGAUGCA